Molecule: messenger RNA, 657 nt
Organism: Oncorhynchus nerka (sockeye salmon)
Lineage: Eukaryota; Metazoa; Chordata; Actinopteri; Salmoniformes; Salmonidae
Exons: 3
Source: RefSeq, a predicted model, not a curated record
GGUAGUAGUAGUAGUAGUAGUGAUAGUAGUAGUGAUGAUGGUAGUAGUAGUAGUAAUGAUGAUGGUAGUAGUGAUAGUAGUAAUGAUGAUGGUAGUAGUAGUAGCAGUAGUAGUAGUAGUAGUAUUAGUAGUAGUGAUGAUGGUAGUAGUAGUAGUAGUAGUAGUAUUAGUAGUAGUGAUGAUGGUAGUAGUAGUAGUAGUAGUAGUAGUAUUAGUAGUAGUGAUGAUGGUAGUAGUAGUAGUAGUAGUAGUAGUGAUGAUGGCAGUAGUAAUAGUAGUAGUGAUGAUGGCAGUAGUGAUAGUAGUAGUGAUGAUGGUAGUAGUGAUAGUAGUAAUGAUGAUGGUAGUAGUGAUAGUAGUAAUGAUGAUGGUAGUAGUAGUAAUAGUAGUAGUAGUGAUGAUGGUAGUAGUGAUAGUAGUAGUAGUGAUGAUGGUGGUAGUAGUAGUGAUGAUGGUAGUAGUGAUAGUAGUAGUAGUAGUAGUAGUGAUGAUGGUAGUAGUGAUAGUAGUAAUGAUGAUGGUAGUAGUGAUAGUAGUAGUGAUGAUGGUAGUAGUAGUAGUAGUGAUGAUGGUAGUAGUAGUAGUAGUAAUGAUGAUGGUAGUAGUGAUAGUAGUAGUGAUGAUGGUAGUAGUAGUAGUAGUGAUGAUGGUAGUAGU